AUGGGUGCUGAAAUUACAAAGAAUGUAUUAUUGAUGUCUGUUAAAUCAGUUGGAUUAUUAGAUAAUAGAAAUGCAUGUUUAGCUGAUUUAGGAACAAACUUCUUUUUAAGAAAAGAACAUAUUGGACAUUGUAUUAGUGAAUCAACAUAUAAACAAUUCCAAGAAUUAAACAAUAAUGUUCCUGUUAGAGUAGAAAAACGAGAAUUAACAGAUGAAACAUUAUAUAAUGAUUAUGAUAUUAUUGUUCUUUGUUAUUUACUUUCUGAAAAACAGUCUAUUCAUAUUAAUGAAUUAUGUAGAAAAUAUAAUGUCAAAAUGGUUUAUGCUGUUAAUAGAGGACCAUUUACCAUGAUCUUUAAUGAUUUUGGAGAUAAUUUUGUUGUUUUUGAUUCAAAUGGAGAGACACCAUUAACUUAUAUUGUUAAUGAAGUUGUUGGAAACACUAUUCAAUUUAUUGAUGAAAAUUUCUGUACAUUAGAUGUUGGAAAUGAAGUUCAACUUGAUGAAUUUAUUGGAUUACCUGGAUUAAAUUAUUCAGAAAAUGGAGGAAAAACAUUUAAAAUUACUAAAAGAACAGCAUAUUCAAUUGAGAUUGGAGACUUAAGUCAAUAUGGUAAAUACAUUAAAGGAGGAAAAGUUACAGAAGUUAAACCUACUGUUACAUUACAUUAUAAACCAUUAAAAGAAAGACUAAAUGAACCAGGAGAAAUUACAUUUACUAAUAUGUCUAAAAUGGAAAGACUAAGAGGUUAUCAAGCAUUAUAUCAUGGAUUAAUGAUAUUUAUGGAUAAAUAUGGAAGAAGUCCAAAAAGUCAUGAUGAAGAAGAUUAUAAACAAUUUAAGAGUAUUGUUGAAGAACUUCACAUUGACUUAGAUGAAAAUAUUAUUAAGAUUUUCUGUUAUUGUAACAAUGGAUUUUUCUCACCAUUAGACACAGCAUUUGGAGGAAUCGCGGCUCAAGAAGUAUUAAAAGCAGCAUCAGGAAAAUACACACCAUAUUGUCAAUAUAUGUUUUAUGAUUGUCUUGAAAUUCUUCCAGACAACUAUUUAGAAUUACCAAAAGAAGAAUUUAAUGAUAAUGGAAGAUAUUCAGGACAAAUUGAUAUUAUAGGUAAAACUGUUCAACAAAAGAUAGAAGAUUUAUCAAUUUUCCUUGUUGGUUCAGGAGCUAUUGGAUGUGAAGUAUUGAAGACAUGGGCAAUGAUGGGAUUGAGUAGUGGAAAAGGGUUAAUUCAUAUCACAGAUAAUGAUAAUAUUGAAAAGUCCAAUUUGUCAAGACAAUUCUUGUUCAGAAACAAUAAUAUCAAUCAAUCAAAAUCCAAAGUUGCAAGUGAAGCAGUUAAAAUAAUGAACCCAGAAAUUCAUAUCAAAGAUUAUCAACUUCGAGUUGGAGAAGCUACAGAAAACAUUUUUACUAAAAACUUCUUCAAGUCAUUAAGUGCUGUUACUACAGCAUUGGAUAAUGUACAAGCUAGAAUGUAUUGUGAUGCACAAUGUGUUAAAUAUGGACUUGCUAUGAUUGAAGGAGGAACAACAGGAACAAAAGGAAAUACACAAAGUAUUAUUCCACAUAUCACACAAUCAUAUUCUACAGGAUCAGUUAGAGACCCAGAAGAAAAAAGUAUUCCAAUGUGUACACUUCAUAAUUUCCCGAAUGAAAUUGAUCAUACAAUUCAAUGGGCAAGAGAUAGAUUUGAAGGAUUCUUUAAAACAGAAAUUGAACCAGUCAAAAAUUAUAAAGAACAAGGAGAAAGUUAUUUGGAAUCAUUAAAGAAAGAAAGUCCAUUAGUUUUAUUAGAAAAUUUAAAAUUGAUUGUAGAAAAUGGAAUUAGUAAAGUUCCACAUAGUUUUAAAGAAUGUAUUGAAUGGGCAAGAGAGAAAUAUGAUAUAAAUUUUGUUAACACGAUUCAAAAACUCAUUACAAAUUUCCCAGAAAAUACAAUUACAGAUGAAGGAAUACCAUUUUGGCAUGCACCAAAAAGAUUCCCACACAUUUAUCCAUUUAAUAUUGAUAAUCAAUAUGCAAAAGAAUUUAUUAUUUCAGCAUCACUUCUUCGAGCAGAAAUAUAUGGCAUUAAAAAUGAAUUAAGUAAUGAAGAAAUUAUUAAAUAUGCAUAUUCAUUAAAAGCAUAUACAAGUGAAGAAAAGAAAACAGAAGAACCAGAAGCAGAAAUUAAAGAACUUAGUGAAGAAUUAAAGGGAAAAGAAAUUCCAAAAGUUAGUCCAAUAGAAUUUGAAAAGGAUGAUGAUAAUAAUCAUCAUAUUGAAUUUAUAACAGCAUGUAGUAAUUUAAGAGCAGAGAAUUAUUGUAUUAAACCAGCUGAUUUCUUAAAAACAAAGUUGAUUGCAGGAAAAAUUAUACCAGCAAUGAUUACUACUACAGCUGAUAUAUGGAUGCUACUGAACCAGAAGCAGUGA
This is a messenger RNA of Entamoeba nuttalli P19, 2418 nucleotides long. RefSeq names its product ubiquitin-activating enzyme, putative. Bases 1 to 2418 code for a protein of 805 amino acids. Lineage: Eukaryota; Evosea; Mastigamoebida; Endamoebidae. Gene Ontology annotation, molecular function: SUMO activating enzyme activity. The transcript is spliced from 2 exons. Gene Ontology annotation, cellular component: SUMO activating enzyme complex; cytoplasm. The record is from RefSeq and is a predicted model, not a curated record. Gene Ontology annotation, biological process: protein sumoylation.